Molecule: messenger RNA, 1158 nt
Organism: Aspergillus melleus
Lineage: Eukaryota; Fungi; Ascomycota; Eurotiomycetes; Eurotiales; Aspergillaceae
Product: intradiol ring-cleavage dioxygenase
Exons: 5
Coding region: 1-1158 (385 amino acids)
Molecular function (GO): ferric iron binding; oxidoreductase activity, acting on single donors with incorporation of molecular oxygen, incorporation of two atoms of oxygen
Source: RefSeq, a predicted model, not a curated record
AUGGUUCAACUUGCUCCUGCUCUCGUUGCGGGCCUGGUUGGUCUCGCAGGUCUCGCAGCGGCUCAUCCGGGUCACGACGUCAAGGCUGAGGCCGCCGAACGUGCGGCUUUUCUCAAACGGGCUCCCGUGCACCACCGCAGCCUGAACCACUGCGCUGCAAAAUUGCGUGCUCGUGGCCAUGAGGCGCGUAACGUUGCUCGUCGCGAGUUGACCGUUGAGCGUCUGCGUCGUCGCAAGGGACUACAGACUCGCUCCACCUACCUCAAGGCGCGGGACCUUGACGAUGUUCUCAACACUAAUCACCACUCGGACUUGGACGUGGACCAGAACGUUGACCCUGCCGUGCUCUUCGCGUCCAACGCGACCUGCAUUCUGGGCGAGGAUGUCACCCAGGGACCCUACUAUGUUACCGGUGAGCUGAUCCGUGAGGACAUCUCAGAGAACCAGGCCGGUGUCCCUCUGUACCUGGACUUCCAGAUCAUUGACACCAAUACCUGCGACCCCGUCCCGGACAUCUACCUUGAUGCCUGGCACUGCAACGCGACUGGCGUCUACUCCGGCGUCAUCGCCGGCGGAAACGGCAACCAGGGCGACGAUAGCAACCUGGAUGCCACCUUCCUCCGUGGUGUCCAGAAAACCGACAGGUCUGGCGUCGCUCAAUUCGAGACUAUCUUCCCAGGCCACUAUACCGGUCGUACUCAUCACAUUCAUCUCCUCUCCCACGCAGCCAACGGCACCACCGUCAACGCCAACAACACGCUCUCGGACCUCUACACCGCGCACGCCUCCUACGUCACGCAGACCUACUUCGACCAAGACCUAAUCUACGAGGUCGAAGCCACCUCCGUCUACGCGGCCAACACCCAGCCCCUGACCACAAACGCUCAAGAUGGUAUCCUAGCCCAGGAGGCCGAGUACAUUGACCCGAUCCUGCAGUACGUGUACCUGGGCGACAGCGUCGAGGACGGUCUGUUUGCUUGGAUCUCGUUGGGUAUUGAUGCGACCAAGUCGAGCGAUGUUUCUCCUGCGGUGUUUUAUACUGAGAAUGGUGGUGUCGAGAACCCCAACUCCGGUGGUGGCGGACCUGGUGGGCCUGGUGGGCCUGGUGGUCCGGGUGGUCCAGGCGGGCCGCCCUCUGCUUCUGCUUCUUCGGCUUAG